Molecule: messenger RNA, 516 nt
Organism: Cryptosporidium muris RN66
Lineage: Eukaryota; Apicomplexa; Conoidasida; Eucoccidiorida; Cryptosporidiidae
Product: G-patch domain-containing protein
Exons: 3
Coding region: 1-516 (171 amino acids)
Biological process (GO): regulation of ribosome biogenesis
Cellular component (GO): nucleolus
Molecular function (GO): nucleic acid binding
Source: RefSeq, a predicted model, not a curated record
AUGUCUCAGAAGUAUUAUGAUAAAUUAAGUAAGGGUAAUGGGAUAUCUAAUAAGCAAUUUACAUCAGGAAUAGGAUUAAGCCUACUACAAAAAAUGGGAUGGACUGAAGGAAGAGGUUUAGGUAAGGAUGAAGUAGGUAUAGUAGAAUGUAUUCAAAUAAAGAAGAAACAUGAUAACUUAGGGAUUGGUGCUAAAGAUAUAAAGUCAGAUAUGUCUUAUUGGUCUGAAUGGUGGAAGGAAACAUAUAAUAGUGUUGCACGAGAAUUAUCACAUUUAAGUCCUCAUGAGUCAAUAUCUGGAUCUGAGUCUAACAGUGAUACAGGUGAAAUAUAUAGAACUACAAAAAGUCCUCGAUACACUAAGAUAUCUCAUUAUCAGAUACUUCAGUCUCAAAUGAAGAAAGAAGAGAAUACAAAGAGGAAAGAGAAAAAAAAAGAUAGACUAAAAGAAGACACUGAUUUUAAAAAAGUGUAUAAAAAAAAAAAGAGUUCAAAGAAGGAAUCUAAGGAUUCUUAA